Paracoccidioides brasiliensis Pb18 is the source of this 1560-nucleotide messenger RNA. RefSeq lists its product as uncharacterized. Bases 1 to 1560 code for a protein of 519 amino acids. The record is from RefSeq and is a predicted model, not a curated record. The transcript is spliced from 5 exons. Gene Ontology annotation, biological process: chromate transport. Gene Ontology annotation, molecular function: chromate transmembrane transporter activity.
AUGCCAUUGCAGGCUCUCUUUAGCGCCUGGCGCUUACAAUCUCAUGAUACCCGUGCUCCUUACGAGGCUAAUAAUGAGAAGCUUCUGAAUCGCUUCCUGGAUGUGAUCCAACGGACAUGGCAUCUGGGCUUUACCGCCUUUGGUGGCCCCCCUGUGCAUUUCCGAAUUUUCUACCGGAAAUUUGUGGAAGGUCAAGGGGGGAAAACACCAUGGAUCGACGAGCAAACGUAUCAAGAACUAUUUGCAUUGUGUCAGGCAUUACCGGGCCCUGGAAGCACCAAGAUGGGGUUCUGCAUAGCCUUAAUCCAUGCUGGAUUUCUACCGGGACUUCUUGUUUUCAUGAUAUGGAGCCUACCUGGUGCAAUUGGAAUGUACGGUUUUUCCCUUGGAAUCCAAAAUAUACACGAAGUGCUUCCAGAUAUUGCAUAUGCUUUUCUCUCCGGCCUGAAUGCAUCCACCGUCGGAAUAAUAGCCCUAGCGGCUGUAAAGUUGGCAGAAAAAGCGAUCAAAGAUCCGUUAACUAGGAUCCUGGUUAUCAUGGGCGGAUGCGCGGGCCUUUGCUAUAAUGCACUUUGGUACUUCCCUAUGCUCAUGGUGAUCGGAGGAACUUGCACUAGCGGCUGGGAUCUAUUUGGUCGUCAAAAGGUCGCGAAAAUGAAAAGAAACUUUCGCCGUGGAAACAAAGACCCCCAGCGGGAGGUGGAAGAGAAUAGUGCACAUUUAACCAAUAUACCGGAAGAGCGUCAGUCCACAGGCGGGAUGCAGAAACGAUCUGUUCCCACUGGCACUGCCAUUGUAUCCCCUGCGCCUAUUGAUUCUGGUGCCUCCAAUGCUCCUAAUGAAGGGGAAACGCACCGAGCUGCCAGCGUAGAUGCGCGGUCUCACAAAAUUCCUGUCAUAUGGGGACUUGUGAUAAUUGCCGGCUUCUUUAUUUCCUUCAUCGCAAUACUCGUUGCACGCGGCGUUUUAGAUAAACCGCCGUUAGAAUUGAAUCUGUUUGCUAACAUGUACCUUGCGGGCACUGUGAUCUUUGGAGGUGGCCCUGUCGUUAUCCCGCUUCUCCGAGAAUACGUCGUCGAACCUGGCUGGGUGUCCCCCCGAGAUUUCCUAAUCGGCCUUGCCAUUAUCCAGGCCUUCCCAGGACCGAAUUUCAACUUUGCGGUUUAUCUGGGUGCGCUUGCAUUAGCACCCUCUCCGCAUCCCACCAUCCUGGGUGCUGUCUUGGGAUUUUUGGGUAUAUUCUUCCCCGGUCUCACGCUUGCAGUGGGCUUCCAAAGCAUUUGGAGAAGCAUUCGAACGAUACCUUUAACUACCAGUUUCCUGAGAGGUAUCAAUGCUACAGCAGUGGGUUUAGUAUUUACGGCUGUGUAUCGGCUCUGGGAAAUUGGGUAUCUAAGCGCCAAUUCUGUCGCUGGGCAAAGCCUGGGGAAGGAGCCAUUUUGGUUGGUUGUAGCAGCCAUCUCAUAUUCCGGAAAUUCGUGGUUUAGGAUUCCUCCGGCUGUUGCUAUCGUUACGGGAGGUGUUUUGGGCUUAUGCUGGUAUGGAGCGGUGGGACGAUAA